Trematomus bernacchii (emerald rockcod) is the source of this 1611-nucleotide messenger RNA. RefSeq names its product plasminogen receptor, C-terminal lysine transmembrane protein (gene plgrkt). The transcript has 5 exons. Bases 345 to 794 code for a protein of 149 amino acids. The record is from RefSeq and is a predicted model, not a curated record. Gene Ontology annotation, cellular component: plasma membrane. NCBI's taxonomy places the organism in Eukaryota, Metazoa, Chordata, Actinopteri, Perciformes, Nototheniidae. Gene Ontology annotation, biological process: positive regulation of plasminogen activation.
AGAUAGCGUUAACACUCAAGGUUAAUCAUAUCGGGUGAAGCGUGGGGAGCUACUUUAUGUUUUAAUAUUAGCCCAUGACGUUUGCCAAAUUAAUUAACAAGAGAGCCCAAACAUCACAGAAACAAACGUCAAGUCGUCUGCUAACUUUAAGCAAUGCUAGCACCUAGAAUUAGCAACACGUAUACGUUAUUAGCAUGAAGUUAUUCGACAGAAACGGUGAAAUGAAGGACGAGUGAGCUAACGUUAACUAAGUUAGGCUGACAGCUCUAAGUUAAGCUACAGGAAAGUGAAACCAUGACGGUGACAUCAAGUAACAUGUUAAAGCCAGCAGUUACAGCGCCACCAUGGGGUUUCUACUGUCUAAAUCCAUGGAUGCAAACUUUAAAAAGCAGCAAGAAUUUAUGCUCCACAAUGCAAGGCUGCAGAUGGAGCGUCAGAUCGUGAUGCAGAACCAGAUGAGAGAGAGACAGAUGGCGAUGCAAGUUGCCUGGUCCAGAGAGUUUCUCAAAUACUAUGGGACUUUCUUUACGUUGGCUACAGUUGGACUAACUGUAGGUGCCAUUAAAAGAAGGAAGCCAUUCCUAUUGGCUCCCAUCGUUCCUCUGGGCUUCAUAAUGGCCUACCAGGUGGACAGUGCCUAUGGGACAUUUAUUUAUCGAGUGAGAGGGGAGGCUGAGAGUAUCAUGACGUCUGACCACGACCGCCUGGACUUGCCUCAUGGGACUCCAACUUUCGAAAGCAUAGAGAAAGCUCGCCGCGCUAGAAGCAACCUCGCCUCCUUCCUGGAGAAAUGAAGUGUUGUUUAUCUUUACAACACAUCAUCCACGUCCAGUCGAUGCAUUCACCAUUCUGCUUUAUGCUGCUUUGACAUUAUUGAGUCUAUGGUUUGCACUAAUUCUAUAUCAUGGACCUUGAUACUGCCAAUUGAACCCUCAGAAGAUACAAAUGUUUAGAAUUAUUUUUAAAGAUGAAAUACUUAAUUUUUUCAAUUCCAGAAGAUAUUUAAACCAGCGCAGCUCCAUCUCGUUUAAAAAUUGCAUUAUGGGAAAGUCAGUUAGCAUGCUGGUCUGGUUUGCCUAUAUUUUGUCCUUUUUCCAUUCUGAAAACACCUAAAGAGCGGCUUAGCCUCAGUUUGUUGUACAUCAUUUGCACCUGGCAAACAUCUUAAUAUGUUGUGUUUAAGCAAGAUGUUUGACCACUAGAGGGCAGAAAAUACUUUGUGAUAUUAAGCUAUAGAAAUACAAUUUGGUUGAUUAAUUAAUUUGCCAGGGCUGGAUAAUCAAAGCAGCUACAAAGAAUAAUCAACGCUACCGACAUGCGUCCUGAAGAUUAUUGUUACUUCACACUCUAUCACUAAAUGGUUUGUUCGUGGUUUCUGAAAAGUUUAUUUGCCAAUUUCGAAUUUGAUUGCGAAGAAGCUUUACACCAAAGCUUUAGUUGGCAUUGUUGCACCUGUAACUUUUAUUUGUAUGAUCACAACUGUAUUCAGUGGAUGUAAAAUAUAACACAGUGCUGAUAUUUAUGAAUUGUGCAUUUGCCAUCAUUUUAACUCAUGUAUGACAUCAUGGAAACUAUUUUUGGUAAUCAAAUAAAAAGAAAUAUUGCCAAGAC